UGUGAGUACGGACAAAUCACAGGAGAAUGCAGAUAACGAAUGUUACGAGCCUCAGAAAAACCAAACGCAGUGAUGGCGCACUUACCCGCCCUCCGGGUUCUCCUUCGCCACAUUAACUGCCUCAUUCCGCCACCGCGCACAUCUAUGCCUGCACUCUGUACCAUCCGUGCCACGUGUCACUUCCUCCUUCUCUCCCCUAAACCUCGCAAACUCCACGCCACCGCAACUUCCAAAGGUCCAGAGAACCACGCGCUGCUGCUCAACAGAGACGAGCGCGUGGCGAGAAACGUUACUCCAAGCGACGUAGUUGAGAAAGGGAGCACAAUCGCGGCGAUAGUAACGUCGUUGGGAGGUCCACCUGGCGCCGUCGGAAUCGUUCGACUCUCAGGUCCUUCUGCGGUUUCCGUGGCGGGUCGAGUGUUUCGACCCGCCAAAAGGAGCAAGAACAAUGAUUGGAAACCGAUGAGCCACGUGGUGGAGUACGGAGUCGUUUUGGAUUCGGAGGGAAAUGUGAUCGAUGAGGUUUUGGCGGUGCCGAUGCUGGCGCCAAAAUCUUACACGCGCGAGGACGUUGUUGAGAUUCAGUGUCAUGGAAGUGAAGUGUGUCUGCGCCGAGUUCUCAGAACUUGCUUGGAAGCUGGAGCUACACUUGCUCAGCCAGGAGAGUUUACGCUUCGUGCGUUUCUAAAUGGUCGGUUGGAUCUAUCACAAGCUGAGAAUGUUGGAAGGUUGAUUACCGCCAAGUCUGUGGCUGCUGCAGAUGCAGCACUGGCCGGAAUCCAGGGUGGUUUCUCCUCUCUUGUAAGAUCGUUGAGAAUGCAGUGCAUUGAGUUGCUUACUGAGAUUGAAGCUCGUUUAGAUUUUGAGGAUGAGAUGCCUCCUUUGGAUUUGAAUAUUAUUAUGGAUAAAAUUCAUAGCAUGUCGCAAGAUGUUGAGAGUGCAUUGGAGGCAGAAAAUUACGACAGGCUUCUGCAGUCUGGAUUACAGAUAGCAAUUGUUGGCCGUCCAAAUGUUGGCAAGUCAAGCCUUCUAAAUGCAUGGAGCAAAAGUGAGAGGGCAAUAGUUACUGAAAUUGCUGGAACCACUCGUGAUGUAAUUGAAGCAAGUGUCAGUGUCAAUGGUAUCCCUAUAACCCUUCUUGAUACUGCAGGAAUCAGGGACACUGAUGAUGUUGUGGAAAAGAUUGGUGUAGAGAGAUCAGAAGCUGUUGCUAGGGGUGCUGAUCUAAUUAUCAUGACUGUGAGUGCUGUUGAAGGGUGGACUUCUGAAGACACCAAACUUCUAGAAAGGAUUCAGUCUGCUAAGAGUUCAACUGGAUCCUUGAUCCCAGUAAUACUUGCGGUCAACAAGAUAGAUUGCAAUCCACGCGCUGAGACAGAUUGGGACAGAGGAUGUCAGAGUCAUGAUAUCUUCAGUAAACGCGUGUUUACGUGUGCUGUUACCGGUCAAGGAUUACAAGACCUAGAGAGGGCAGUACUAGAGCUUGUGGGACUUGAUGCCAUUCCUUCUGGGGGUCGCCAAUGGACUGUCAAUCAGAGACAAUGUGAACAACUUGUUCGGACCAAGGAAGCUCUUGAAAGGUUACAAUCGUCAAUAAAGGAGGAACUACCAUUAGAUUUUUGGACAAUUGAUUUGAGGGAUGCUGCAUUAUCCCUUGGACAGAUAAGUGGAGAAGAUAUAUCUGAAGAAGUAUUAUCAAAUAUAUUUGGGAAGUUCUGUAUUGGUAAAUAGAAGGCUCACAUGAACUACAUAGAGAUGUUUUAAACAUAUCCCCUCCAUUCUGUAUGACUCUAUAUCAAGUUAAGUUCAUCUGGGCCUGUAUCCCGGUGUACCCCCAUGGCUUUUUUUUAUUUUUUAAUCAUGUUUCCCUUUUUCUUUUUCUUUUUCCGGCUCAUCCCUUUCUUUGUAUUUGUAUUCUGCCACCAGAGGAAAUAAUUUCUGUCUCUUGGGCCUGUCGA
Messenger RNA from Arachis ipaensis, 1958 nucleotides. RefSeq names its product tRNA modification GTPase. Gene Ontology annotation, cellular component: cytosol; cytoplasm. Lineage: Eukaryota; Viridiplantae; Streptophyta; Magnoliopsida; Fabales; Fabaceae. Gene Ontology annotation, molecular function: GTP binding; GTPase activity; protein binding. Gene Ontology annotation, biological process: tRNA methylation; tRNA wobble uridine modification. The record is from RefSeq and is a predicted model, not a curated record.